ACCUGCGCGGGCAAGGCGGCGUCUCGUCUUCUUUACCUCGAUUCAUCGAAAGGACCGGUGAUUAACCUCGCUUCACGGUACGCGGGACAAGCAAGAAGGUCGGGGAGGUGGUGAGGGUGGAGGGGGCCGGGGGGGGGGGUGGUCGACCUUUGAAGGAGCCCGGGUUGGGCUGGGUGGUGGAGGUUGAUUGUCGGCACGGAAGUUGCGCGACUCGGGCCGCGGUGGGUGACGCCACACAACAGUGACAAGUCGGGACGACGACGUGCAUUGUGGGCCAUCAUGACCUCCUCGUAACUCGUUCCUGCAGUAACCCGUUCAGAUUGUCAGUUUAAAACACUCGCUGCUACUUUGGCUGGCUACCCGCCCACCCGGGAAAGUGGCCGAGAUGUCGCACGCGGCACGCUCCUCGCGGCACCCGGACGAGUGGCAGCACGAGCGAGACUCCAGGUACGAUGGGCAGGACGGCGCGCAGAGCGCCUACUCGGGCGGCUACUCCCAGUACGAAGAACCCCAACGCAGCAGUGGAGGGCCGCUGAACUGCAAGUGCUGCGAGAACGUCUGCACGAGGCGCGGAGUCCUGAAGCUCACGGAGAUCUUGGUGAGCCUCAUGACGCUCAUCUGCGUGGCGGCCUCCCAGGCCUCCAUGGCGGGACACACGGCCAUGGGUGGCCUCAACCUGGGGUCGUCGAGCAUAAACAGCAUGCCCUACAGCCCCUUCCAGGGCACGGAGAUGCAGCAGGUGCAGGAGCUCGACAGGGCCUACAGCCAGAUGCGCUCGCCGGCCGUGUACGGCGGCGUGGCCGUGUGCAUCUCGCUCUUCUGCAUGACGCUCGGCAUGCUCGUGGGCGGCACGAAGCGGGGCCUGCGCGGCUCGCGCCGGUGGUUGAUCGCCGACUUCGUCUUCUCCGUGCUGGCCUUCGUGCUCAGCGUCGUCGGGGUGGCCCUCUACCUCACCGUGGUCAUCAACGUCAACGCCACGGACACCUGCAAGAAGCGCGAGCGGGUCUACGCCGGGCGCGGCUACACGUGGAUGAACUGCUCCGUGCAGGGCGGGGACGCCGCCACGGCGCUGUUCGGCAUAAUCCUGGCCAUCCUGUACGUCGUGAGCGCCGUGUUCGCGGCCUUGAAGCUGUGCCAGUUCCAGCGGCACGAAGGGAAGGCGCGCGCCGUAAACGGAAACGGCGACGGCGAGAGCGCCAUGCCCAUGACGCGGUCACCCAAAAGCAGUUACCGGGUGUCGGAGCCAUCGACGGCGCUUUGCCAGAGCGAGCCGCCCUCUGUGCCGAAGCCCCAGGCAGACCGGCCCAGGCGUUCACGGAACCACUCGCGUGAAAACGACCUGUAUGUGUAGCUCGCCCUCCCCCCCCCACCCGUGUACCGUGGCUUUCAAUAGAGACGUUCCAUCCUGUGAAUAACUUUUUUUUUUAAAGGUGUCUUUAUGGUCAAGUGAGCAAAACGCUGUCGCUGGUGUAACCCUGAGGUAGUUUCAAAAAUUCCACAUUCCCACGAAUUGGGCUGUUUUCAUGCCAGGCCAACCACUGAUGACCUCUCAUGAAGUGGUACUUUAUUUAUGGACCCCAGAAAGAUGAGAGACUUAAUUCCAUCCAAAACUGAGAUUUCAAUUCGCUACCUUUUUUUCGCGUUGAGUGCUCUAACCAGUGGCA
Lethenteron reissneri (Far Eastern brook lamprey) is the source of this 1664-nucleotide messenger RNA. Its product is annotated as MARVEL domain-containing protein 3-like. NCBI's taxonomy places the organism in Eukaryota, Metazoa, Chordata, Hyperoartia, Petromyzontiformes, Petromyzontidae. Gene Ontology annotation, biological process: myelination. Gene Ontology annotation, cellular component: membrane. Gene Ontology annotation, molecular function: structural constituent of myelin sheath. The record is from RefSeq and is a predicted model, not a curated record.